Messenger RNA from Effrenium voratum, 2895 nucleotides. The record is from the annotation of a GenBank genome assembly. NCBI's taxonomy places the organism in Eukaryota, Dinophyceae, Suessiales, Symbiodiniaceae.
AGACUUUUCGGCUCAAUCGUGGAGACACUGACCUGGCUCCCAAUACUUCCCCAUGGCCAUGUUCUGCUGCGAACAGCAAGGCAAAGAAGUUGGCGAAGCGAUCAUCAAUGCCGAUCCGCCUUUGCAGGAAGACAGCGCCAAGAACGACGUGGACGAGGCAGUUGCGAAGGGCGCCUCUCCUGAGCUGAUGGCCCUAGCAGAGGAGGAGCCAGAGGAGGAUGCUCCAGCGCCACAAAAGGAGGAGGCACCGACCAAGCCAAAGCCUGCGAUGGCGUCCACCUGGAAGCUGUUCUCCAUGAUGAACUGCACUGAGGCUUUGGUCUUGUUGGUGGGCACGCUGGGCGCCAUCGGCAACGGGGUCUCCCAGCCUUUGCUUUGCAUCGUCUUCGGUGACCUCAUCGACUCCAUGGGCACCAACACCGUGCCGGUCUUUGGUUCAAUGACGGAAGCAGAGGUUCAAGCGAUGCUGGACCAGGGCAUGACUGGCAUGAUGGAGGAGAUGCAGCGCUUGUGCGUCACCAUGUGCUUGGUGGGCGUCGGCUGCACCUUCGCGGCGACCUUGCAGGGGGCGUGCUUCAAGGUCUUCAGCGAGAUGCAGACCAGGAAGUUCAGGAUGGUGUACUUCGACAUCGUGCUCCAUCAGGAUGUGAGCUGGUUCGACCUCAAGGAAGUGGCGGCGUUGCCCGCAGAGAUCAACGACGACCUGGACAAGAUCGGAGAUGCCUUUGGGGACAAGUUCGGCAACGGGAUCCAAGCCGGGUCGGCGUUCAUUGCGGGCUUCGCCUGCGCCUUUGGCAUGGGGUGGCUGGUGGCGCUGGUGAUGUGCGCCAUUCUUCCCUUCAUGGGAGUGGGUGCGGCAAUCAUGGGCAAGGCCGUGCAGGAGAUUCAGCUGGAGUCCCAGAGUUGGUAUGCCAAGGCCUCUGCUGUGGUGGAGGAAUGCCUCUACGCCAUGCGCACGGUGGUUGCCUUCGGAGGGGAACGCAGGGAGUUGAAGAAGUUCGGUGAUGCCUUGGUGCAGACCCGGAGGGGCGGCGUGAGGAACGGCUUCAAAGUCGGAGCAGGCAUGGGCUACACCAUGAUGGUUGUCUUCUUCGGCUACGGGCUGGCCUUUUACUUCGGGAUGACAUUGAAGUACAACAACCAAAUUAACCCGGCCACCGGUCAGGAGUGGAGGCCAGGGAAUAUCAUGGCCAUUUUCUUCUGCAUCUUCAUCGGCAGCUUCAUGAUCGGCAACCUGGACCCCAGCAUCAAGGCCAUGAUGUCUGCCCGCAUGGCUGCCGGCCGCUUCUUCAAGGUGAAAGACAACAAGCCAGAGGUGCAGUGCAUUGGCAACGACACGCGGCAAGACUUGAAGAGCAUCACCAAGUUUGAGCUGAAGGACGUGGUCUUCUACUACCCGGCCCGGCCGGAAGUCAAGAUCUUGAACGGCCUGUCAAUGUCAAUCACUCGCGGUCAGAAAGUAGCCGUGGUUGGCGAGAGCGGCAGCGGCAAGUCUACCGUCAUGGCGUUGCUGGAGCGUUUCUACGAUCCCAACACUGGCACUGUGCUGGUCAACGGCCAGGACAUGAAGACCUUCAAGACCACCGCCCUGCGGCGCUGCAUCGGCUACGUGGGCCAGGAGCCGGUGCUCUUCGCGAGCUCCAUCAAGCACAACAUCAUGCAGGGCUGCCCUGAGGCCUCCAAGGAGGACUUUGUCCAGGCCUGCGCCGAUGCUCAGCUGGGCUUUGUGGACAACCUCCCGGAGAAGUACAACACCUUCGUGGGAGCUGGAGGGGGCCAGCUCUCCGGUGGCCAGAAGCAGCGCAUUGCCAUCGCCCGGGCCUUGCUGAAGAAGGCCUCCUUCCUCUUCCUGGAUGAGGCGACCAGCGCACUUGACAACACUUCCGAAAAGAUGAUUCAGCAGACCAUCGACAGCAUCAGCUCAAAGUCGGAUAACGGCAUGGGCAUUGUGAGCAUUGCCCACCGCCUCAGCACGGUUCGGAACGCUGAUCUCAUCUACGUGCUGAACCGCGGUAGCCUUGUGGAGCACGGCAACCACGCAACGCUGAUGGAGAAGAAGGGAGCCUACUACGCCCUCGUGGCCACGCAGGAGAGCUCCCAAAAGGCUGAGGAGGCAGAGGUGGUGACCACAGAGCACUCCUCCGUGAUGUUGGCACGCCAGCUCUCUGGGCACAGCGCGGAAUCCGAGACGAAGCGUCAAGCCCGGGAGCAGAAAGAGGAGGAGGAGCGGACCAAGCAGAUCAACAAGCAGUACCAGGUGCCCAUGGGCCGGUUGCUGAGCUACAACAAGCCGGAGUGGCCCUUCUUCGUCCCCGCGAUUCUGGGUGCCUUGGUGGACGGCGCGGCGAUGCCCUUGUGCACCGUGGCCUUGGUGGGGUCCAUGAAGGCUUUCUACAAGACGGACAAGGAGGAGAUGCGUUCCGACCUGGAGUUCAUGUCGCUGCUCUUUGUCAUCAUCGGACUGAGCUGCUUGCUGGGCUCCACCAUCUCCCAUGGCUGCUUCGCCAUCUUGGGCGAGGCUAUGACUCAGCGCCUUCGUGUGAACAUCCUCACCACCAUGUUCCGCCAGGAGGUGGGCUUCCACGACAACCCCGAGAACACCCCGGGCAUGCUCUCCAAAGCUUUGGAGCUCUGGGCCUUCCGAGUGAGCACUUUGUGCAAGUCCAUCCAGGCGAAGGCCGCUGCCCUGAGCUCUAUGUUGGUUGGCCUCACCUUGGCGUUUGCGUACUGCUGGCAGAUGGCGCUGAUUAUGCUGGGCUCCAUUCCCAUCAUGAUCGUGGCCAAUGCGAUCCAGAUGCUGGUGCUCCUUGGGGCGACCAAAAACGAGAACGAGGAUCUCACCAUGGCACAGCAGAUCGUGACGGACUCGGUGAUGAACGCACGCACCGUGCAGGC